This is a messenger RNA of Galeopterus variegatus (Sunda flying lemur), 1798 nucleotides long. RefSeq names its product HD domain containing 2 (gene HDDC2). Gene Ontology annotation, cellular component: cytoplasm. The coding region runs from base 209 to 613 and encodes 134 amino acids. The record is from RefSeq and is a predicted model, not a curated record. Lineage: Eukaryota; Metazoa; Chordata; Mammalia; Dermoptera; Cynocephalidae. The transcript is spliced from 6 exons. Gene Ontology annotation, molecular function: 5'-deoxynucleotidase activity.
UGGAGUCAGUUGAGUGGAGUUAAGUAAUUACUGAGCCCCUGAAAUGUACCAAGGCUGUGUCCGCCACCAAUGAUGCAACGCCCGAGCGUUAGACACGACGGCCAGGAAAGUGGAAGACUGGACAGAGGGGCCUGAGAAAACCUGGAGAGUCCCACGGACUGGCUGGGUAUACAGAAAUGUCAAGAGGCCAGAGAGUGUAUCAGAUCACAUGUAUCGGAUGGCAAUUAUGGCUAUGGUGACCAAAGAUGACCAUCUUAACAAAGACCGAUGUGUACGCCUAGCCCUGGUUCAUGAUAUGGCAGAAUGCAUCGUUGGGGACAUAGCACCAGCAGAUAACAUCCCCAAGGAAGAAAAACAUAGGCGAGAAGAGGAAGCUAUGAAGCAGUUAACCCAGCUCCUACCAGAGGACCUCAGAAAGGAGCUCUGUGAACUUUGGGAAGAGUACGAGACCCAGUCUACUGCAGAAGCCAGAUUUGUGAAGCAGCUGGACCAGUGUGAGAUGAUUCUUCAGGCCUCUGAGUAUGAAGACCUUGAGAACAAACCCGGGAGACUACAAGACUUCUACGAUUCCACAGCAGCUCUGCAGACUCAGCUCAUCCUCGAUCUUUCCUGAGAGUACUGCAAGGGAUAGCCUUUCUCUGACCUCUUAGGACCCCCAAAUGGCCUCACCAGAUAGGAAGGUCUCAGCUCACAGACUACUCCAGAAUUUAAUUUGCAUUAGAAUGAAAUUGAUUCAGUUUUCCUUCCCUUUUUUCCAGCUCCAAUUCCCCUGCUCUAGACAAGGCCCUCAUUAUUUCUGUAUCAGACUGCUGCUGUAACCCCCUAACUUAACCUAACCUGCCCACAGGCUCGCUAGUUCAUCCUGCAUGUCUCAGUGUUCUCCUCCUUUGUUGAUAUGGGUGUCACCACAUCUUCAUUUGAAGAACUCCUGUGGUUUUCAUUUUUCCAAAAAAUGAAAUCCUGACACUUUUGAGUGACCUAAGAAUCCCUGCAGUCUAAGGCCACCCACCUCUCUGUGCUCCUUUCCUCAUCCUCCCUAUCAAAAUUAAGUGUUCCCUUCUUUUUGCUCAAUCUGUGCUUGGUCUAGAGCUUGCCAUAGUGCCACAGUCUGACUUGCAUUCUCCUUAAUGAUGUUCCUCUCUGGUUCUCUACCCAAAGCCCUACCUGCUUGCCCCCACCUGCUAAGCGUUUGAGGGUCAAAGGCAACCUUGUCUAAUCUGUCUUUGAUAUAGAAGGUACUCAGACAUGUUGACUUCAGUUAAAUAGAAUAAUGCUAUAAAUCAGGAAACAGCAAACCAUGGCCUAAGGGCCAAAUUGGCCUGCUGCCUGUUUGUGUAAAUAAAGUUUUAUUGAAACACAGCUACAUUCAUUCUUUGUCUAUACUGCCUUUGUGCUCUAAUAGCAGAGCUGAGGAGUUGCAACAGAGAUUAUAUAGCCCACAAAGCCUAAAAUAUUCACUGUCUGGCUCUUUACAGACAAGGUUUGCUGACCCAUGUUAAAAGCAAUGAUUGGACUACAAGAUAGCAUAUUUCACCAAUAAUGUAACUACAAGUCAUUUUUUAUGUGGUUCUUUGAAUUUUACACACUGUUAUCCUCUAUUAUAAUACAUUCACAGUGAAAAAUAGAAAAUGAAACAUGAGAAUACUAAUAGAAUCAAAAAAUGUGUGAGCUGGAAGGGUCAUCUAGUUUAAACUUCACAUUUUAACUGAGGAAUAAAUUUGAGUCCAGAAAGAUGGUGUUGCCUGCAGCCAAGGUGAGAUUAAAAUUUACUGCACUUUCACUCUGGUGCAUUAUACCU